ACACAGCAGCGCUACAACAAUGUCUUCGUCUGUGGCGAAAGAGGAAAGACACAAGAGACGUACUCUGGUGCUGAGGCCCUCCUCUCGGACCAUCAAUGUGUCAGUGUCGGGCAUACAUGGAGUCAACCAAAGUACAAGAUACUCAAAUGGCGUCGUCGGUUCACCGAGCAGAAAAAGUUUCAGUCUGGGCGGUGGAAGCAAACUCCUGGAGAAGAGCGUCGUUCAGACUCCGAGACAAGCUGCUCGGGUGUUCGAUGAAGAAGGCAAUGACGUCACUCCUCAGGUGUUGUACCAGGCAGAUCCAGCAGCUGUGCAGGCUAAAGCCAGCAGGUUCUUUAUGGAUGAAAUCUCUGCUGGUGGAUCAGCAUCAGACCAGACAACAACCACCGGGAGCUUCACAAUGCCUUUCUCCAGGGAAGCAGCAGAAUAUGCCAGCAAGUCUACCAUAGAAAUUCGGGCGUAGAAUGAGGAGAUUGAGGAUACAUUUUCCAAACGGGACAUGUCCAUCAACAUCCCAGAUGUGCAGGGGAAAAGAGACGCUCUGAAAGAACACGUGACAGAGGAUAUGUUGAAAGAGGUCAUAGAGGUCUACAUCUCUGAGACAGACAGCAUUUCACUGCUGGACAUACCGAGCACAUUCGUGUCAGUGGCUGCUCAUGAUGCAGAAGCUAUCAUACAGAGAAACAAUCAGUAUGCUGAGGUUUGCAGGAACAGAAUGGGCAAUGAUAAGUACGUGGAUCGAUCAAUGCAGACAUUGAAUGGAGAACCUAAGAAUAAACAGGUCCAGAGCGACAGCAUCGUCAUGGUGGACACAGCCACGACUGUUACCGCCUGGGACAUGUAUGACACUUAUAUCAGCCCCAAGCAGGAUGAAACAGUGUGUACCCCUCAAGCAGAGAGGGCUGACUAUCCGGAGGUUGCUGUGGACACCAGCAGAGGGGCAGAGAAGAACAUGUCAGUGGGCAGUUCAACCAGUACAGGCAGUGCUGCUAGCUCAUUGAAAGAACAGGAAGUGAUUGGGAAUGGGUUAAACGCUGAGUCAGAGCUGCACUUGAUCAUGCUGUCAGAGAAAUUCCAACACUUAUUACUAGUAACGGAGAGGAGCAUACUGGGAAAUGUCUUUCAACCCAAGCUGGCCGCUUACAGAGAGCUGCCCAUACUGGAAGACCCAGACAGUCCAAUGAAGCCUGGGACGGUGGAGCAGAGGGAGGAUACAGAAAGCCCCCGACCUCCAGCUGUGGAGUGUCUCUGGGCCUUCAGCUGUGAGCUCAGCAGAGGACGCAGCGUCAGCAGCAUGGCCUGGAACAAGAAGUACCCGGACCUCUUGGCUGUGGGCUAUGGUGAGCUUUACUCCAGUAACCAGAAACCAGGCCUGGUGUGCUGCUGGUCUCACAAAAACCCCACUUGGCCUGAGCGUGUCAUAUACUGUGACAGCGCUGUCACUUCCUUGGAUUUCUCAUUCAACAACCCCAGUCAGCUGGCUGUAGGCAUGCAAGAUGGCAGUCUCGUUAUCUACAAUGUGCAGAGUCGAAACCAGUUAUGCGUUGCCAGCAGCAGUGAAUGUACCAACAAGCACUUGGCUCCAGUGUGGCAGCUAAGGUGGACGCAACAAGAUUUGAGCUUAACAGGAGAGGAGAAGUUAGAAGCUCUCUAUACUGUGGCUGCAGAUGGCAAGAUUUGCAAGUGGUUCAUCUGCAACAAUGGCCUCGACUGCAUAGAGCUGAUGAAGCUCAAAAAGAUUCAUAAUACAAAGAAGAAGGCUGGAGGCAACAAGACGGAAAAGAAGACAGAGAGUGUUCUGUCAGCACUGUCUCCCGGCCUGUGUUUUGACUUCCAUCCAAGAGAUUCCGGUAUCUACUUGGUUGGCACAUGGGAAGGUCUCAUCCAUAAGUGCUCCAGCUCCAACAGUCAGCAGUUUCUGGAUACUUACAGGAAGCACUUUUGUCCUGUGAACUGCAUCAUAUGGUGUCCACUCAUUCCUGAUGUGUUCCUGAGCUGCUCCUCUGACUGGACCAUCCAGUUGUGGAAGCAGGACCACCUCAACCCUGUGUUAGGUUUCAGCUCUACGCAGAAAGCCGUGUGCGACAUCAAGUGGUCCCCGAAGUGGGCCACAGUAUUUGGAGCUGUCAAUGAGGGACAGCUGGAAAUUUGGGACCUGAAUUCCAGCAUCUUGGACCCAGUCAUUGUGCAGCCUGCUGCCCCUGGUGUGAAGAUGACGUCCCUGCUGUUUGCCACACAGACAGACUGUGUCCUGGUAGGAGACAGUGACGGUCAAGUGACUGUCUACCAGCUCAAGAACCUCAGUGUGGGAAAGAACAGCCAGGUGGAUAUUAUGGAAGACAUCAUCCGCUCUGCAGCUUCCAGAUAGCUUUCAGAAACACACAGAUGGCCAUUUGG
This is a messenger RNA of Morone saxatilis (striped sea-bass), 2397 nucleotides long. RefSeq names its product dynein axonemal intermediate chain 4 (gene dnai4). The record is from RefSeq and is a predicted model, not a curated record. The transcript is spliced from 17 exons. Gene Ontology annotation, molecular function: dynein light chain binding; dynein heavy chain binding. Gene Ontology annotation, biological process: cilium movement. Gene Ontology annotation, cellular component: axonemal dynein complex. NCBI's taxonomy places the organism in Eukaryota, Metazoa, Chordata, Actinopteri, Moronidae.